Molecule: messenger RNA, 5523 nt
Organism: Polyodon spathula (Mississippi paddlefish)
Lineage: Eukaryota; Metazoa; Chordata; Actinopteri; Acipenseriformes; Polyodontidae
Product: cingulin-like protein 1
Exons: 20
Coding region: 327-4199 (1290 amino acids)
Cellular component (GO): myosin complex
Source: RefSeq, a predicted model, not a curated record
AAGUAGGGCGGGGUUUAUUCUGCACAGUUUCCAAGCGGUGAGAUUACAACUUGGAACUUCUUAAAAAAAAAACUAAAGAAAAAAAAAAAAAAAAAAAACUUGACUUUAAUAAAGACAGUCACGACAGCAUGGGAUUUUCUAUGCAGCUAAAAUUCAAGAUUUGAGGUAGAAACGAACAGCAAGAUUUAAAUAAAGUAUCCAUUUUCAUCACUUACCCGAGGGUGGAAAUAAAUACCAACUUUGAUUGUAAACACGUCUUAAGCAAUUCGUUUCUUGGACAAGUUGUUCAGAAGAAUUGAAACUUAUCCAGUGAACCAGGUUUUAAAAUGGAGUCUUAUGGAGUUGGUGACGUUCCAAAUAACAGAAUGCAACAGGAUUAUUUGCACUUUGACCAUACUGGGAGAUCCCAAAUCGACAGAGCUGGGACUUACGGAGUCAGUAUCAGGGUUCAGGGAAUUGAUGGACAUCCUUACGUUGUACUUAAUAACCGGAAUGAACAGUCGGCACCAAACGAUUCUUCAUCUGAAAAUGUAUAUUGUGAUAGUUCUAAAGACAGGCCGUUUUUGGAAAAUUACGAUGAGCAUGACUUUAAAGGGAGAAAUACUGAUGAGAUUCCACGUCCAGCGAACCCUUUUGUGGAAUACAGAUCCCAAAAGCAGAUGCAGUUGAGUGGUUCACAGAAUGGUGUCCCAGAAUUUAAAGAAUCAUCAAGAAAGUCAUCUGCCUUGUUGAAUUUUCAGAGGCACCCUGAACUCUUAGAACCUUAUGAUCCUCAAAAGAACACUUUGAAUUUGGGUGGCCAUCAUGCGCUUCCAGCGAAAACAUCUGCAGUUACUGAAAUGGAAAACAAGGAGAACAAGCAUUGGAGUUCCUUGUCUAAGUCCUCCUCCUUGGUAAAUGUCCAGGUUCGAUCUAGAACUGCAGACAAAUCUAAGCCGGAGAAAAAUGGUGUACUCAACUCUACACCUCCUCCAUACCAAGAGAAGCCUGCAUCAAGGCCUCCCAGUGUUGCUAAUGAGCCAGUUAAGCUCCCUAGUGGAUCUUUGAGUAGUGUCGGCAGCACUAAUUCCAGCCUAGAACACAGAAGGCUGAGACCUGACAUUGUUCCUCUUCGUAGACAGGACUCAAGUGGACCAGUGUUGGAGACUUCAAGGUCGAGAAGGUCGUCUGCUUCAUCAACCUCUAUCGGUUCCUUACAAAAUAAAUUGUGUCUGGAUGACCAGGAAGAUGCUCUCUAUGCGGAAAACGUGAACCGCCAUGGGAACAGAAGAUACAUUCCAUUUCUGCCUGGCACAGGACGUGACAUUGACACAGGGUCCAUCCCUGCUGUUGAUGAUCUCAUAGACAGAUUUGAUGGGAAGGAAAGUCCACAAAGAAGAGGGAGGUCAGGAAGGAGGAACAGGAUCAACGCAGAAGAUCGCAAGAGGUCCAGAAGUGUGGAUAGUGCUUUGCCUUUUGGUCUUCGUGGAGAUUCAGAUUACAUGGAUGACUUUAGUAGAAAUCAGGGCAGGUCAACUGAACGCUUACUUAAACCUUCCCAGUUACGUAAACAGAAGUCUUCUCCUGAAGACUCCAGCAUUCCCUCCAAGGAGAGGCAGUCUGGUAAUCCUGCAAAUUCAUCUGGCAGCCUUGGUGGGUUUAAUGACAAAAACCAGGAAGAGUGGCACAGCAGUCCUAGGUCAUUAAAUGGCCAGGAGAGAAUAAGUUUAAACGGAAGCUCAACAUAUGGUGGCAAUAAGACUUUUUUAAGUCGAUCUUCUACUUUGCUAAUGCCCUGUAUUGGCAAGGGAACUGAAGAAAAAACUGAGAGGUCUGGAAAAAUACUGACCAGCACAAACGCCGCAUCUCUUUCCAAAUCUAGCUGGAGCUCGGUUAAAAAAACAUCUUCAGAGCAGGAUAUACAGGCAACCCCUGAUCUUCUUCUGAAAGGUCAGCAGGCGCUUUCACAACAAACUAAUGAAGAGACUGCGAAACAGAUCUUGUUUAAUUACCUCAAAGAUGGGAGUACUGAUAAUGAUGACACCACCAAGAAGAAGGUCAACCUAGUUUUUGAGAAAAUCCAGACUUUAAAGUCUAGGGCUGCAGGAAGUGUGCAAGCGGACAACAAAUCCCCUGAUUCCUCGGCUGAAAUGAAAGCACUGCAGGAAAAGCAAACGGAGCUGGAGAAAAAGGUCACUGAGCUGAAAAGAGAACUAGAGCAAGAAACAAAGAAUCAGCAGAGCCUUACAGAGUCCAAUGCGAUGACCAAAGAAAACAUGAAGGAACUUCAUAAGAAUCUAGAGGAAAGUUUGCAAGAAGGCAGUCGACUUCGAGAACAGUUAGCGAAGGCAGAAAAAGAGCUUCAAGCAACCCUUGAAGAAUUGUAUCAGGUAAAAAUGGAGCGGGAGCAGCAUCAGAAUGAAAUCCGGGACCUGCAGGAUCAGCUCUCUGAAAUGCACGAUGAGCUGGAUGGUGCAAAGCGAGCUGGGGCUGAGGACGAAGAGAAGGAUGCUCUUACCGAGGACCUGUUGCAGUUGAAACAAGAUUUCCAGGAGAUCAUGCUGUUUAAAGAAGAGCAGGAGGAUAUGUUGAGGAGAAGAGAGCGUGAGCUGACGGCCCUCAAAGGAGCCUUGAAGGAAGAGGUGUCCACUCAUGACCAGGAGGUGGACAAACUCAAAGAGCAAUAUGACAAGGAGCUACAGAAACUAAGGACCUCGCUGGCAGAAGCAAUGCAGAACAGUGUUUCCCUGUCGAGUGAAAAGGUUGCUUCAGAUGAGUUGAAGAACGCUGCUCAGAACCAGGCUAAGCAGCUGAUGGAUGAGAACGAGAGGCUGAGGAGAAAGAUUCUCACGCUGGAGGCAGAAGUUGCAGAGCUCAACAAAAUCAUUGACAAGACGAAGAGGGAAGAAAGCUGUGCAAAGGAAAAGAUGGGCAGAUUCGAGAAAGAGAAGAAACAGUUGGAAGAAGCACUGGAAGAGGUUAAAGACCAAGAGGAGGAGUUGUCCGUGGCCAAUAGAGUAUUGGAGAGCCGCUUGGAGGACGUGCAGAGAAGCCUUAGCAAAAUGACUCGCGAGCACCAAGAACUAAGUGAGAGAUUAAAGGAGGAGAAGAGUCAGAAGGAGCAGUUUAAGAGAACCAAGAAUGAGGUAGAGGAUGAGAGGAGGCAUCUGGACAGAACUAUUGAGAAACUUCAGAUGGAGAUGAAUGAGAUAGUAGAGGCUUCACAGAGGUCCACACUCAAUCUGCAGGUCCAAAUCGAUGAGUAUAAGGAAAAGAACCGAAAGGAGAUGACUGACUUGCAAAGACAGCUGAGAGACAAAAGUGCAGAGCUGGAGAAGUCUCGCCUGGCAACCAAGAAGCUGCAGGAUGAGAUGACUAUCCUGGCAGAAGAUUUAAAACAGUGCAAGACAGAGAGAGAUGAUGCGGUUUUCAGAGGACAGCACUUGGAACAAAAGGUUUACGACCUGGAAGUCGAAAUGGAGAACAAAUCCCAUGUCAAAGAUGAUCGAUCGCGACAAAUCAAACUAAUGGAGGACAAAAUAUCCCAGUUAGAAACUUACCUGGAAGAGGAGAGGAACAGUGGGGAUCUGCUGAUGGACAGAGUAGACCGGGGAAGAGAACAGUUGGAGCAGAUGAGGAAUGAACUUCUGCAAGAGAGAGCUGCGAGACAGGACCUGGAGUGUGACAAGACCUCAUUGGAGAGACAGAACAAAGAUCUGAGGAGCAGAGUGACACAUCUUGAAGGUUUCCAGAGAUCCAACAAGGGUGGAGUUGUGUCUCAGCUGGAGUCCAGAGUUCAUGAACUGGAAGACCGGUUAGAAGGGGAAGAAAGGGAAAGGGCUAAUCUCCAGUUAACCAAUCGAAGGCUGGAACGGAGAGUCAAGGAGUUGAUGAUGCAAGUGGAUGAUCAGCACACCUCGCUGACUGACCAGAAAGAUCAGCUGCAACUGCGUUUGAAAGCUAUGAAACGGCAGAUGGAUGAGGCAGAGGAGGAAAUCGAGAGACUGGAACAUGGCAAGAAGAAGCUGCAGAGGGAUCUAGACGAGCAAAUUGAACUCCACGAUCAGUUACAGGGGCAGCUCAAUACACUUCGGAACAACAUGAGGCGAAAAAACGCAUCCGCAAAUGUUCUAGAUGACCUUGACGAUGACGAGGAUGAUGAUUUAAGCGUUGAUGGAGAGAGUUUCCGUGGCGUUUCUACGGGAUACGUUGCCUUAUGAAGACCUGCUGUUCUAAAUGUUUUCUUUAGCUGUAGAAUAUCGCUCUACAGCGAUACACAAUCUAGAUGAAAAUACUGAGCAGUUACCAUUUAAACACCUGCCCUCCCCCCCUCUCCCACACACACACAGGGAUGCUUAGAAGCACUUUGACAACUUGUAAUUGAUUGUCAUUGUAACUUUCUUUAACUAGUGUUCUUUACAAAAAAAUGUUGGCAAAAGUCUGGUCUCUUUCUUCCCCUCUCGGACAGUAGGCAUUGUUCACGCAAUAACCCUAUAGUUCCCUAUAUUUCGUUAUGUCAUUUUCUAUGGGAUUUUUUUUUUUAAAGUUAAUAUUACCCCUAACUUGUAUGCUGCCGGUGUUCUUUUAGCCUUAAACUGAUUUGUAAGGAACCUGUUUUUAUUUAUGUAUCACUAUAGAAGAACAACAUAUAUUGUGCAUCAAUGUCUGCAAAUGAAGGGAAAUUGGCUUGUGGGAUCACAUGUAAUAGACGUUUUUCUUAAGUUGGAUAUGAUUUAAAUAUAAAGCUUUGUUUUAAAUGAUGAACUGCACAGACACUUGUGUAAAAGGUAGUUUUUUUUGUUUGUUUUUUUUAAGUUUGUAUUUACAUUUGUAAAUCACUGGCUAACUGGAGCAAUUUGAGAAUUGCGGCACCAAACAGACGUUUUUGUUUAUUUCAGCAAAUCCCUCUAAACUAUAUUGUGUAUGCCAUUUUAAUGCAGCAUUUAUUUUAUGUUUACUGCAAUUGUGGCUUUAUAAAGUUGAAUGUAGCUAAUGAUAUAAGUUCUAUAUGUGUUACGCUUCAAUUUCAUGACUAUUACUUUGCAGCUUUUUAUGGGCUCAUAAUAUUGCUGCUACACUAGCAGCUGUGUGUUCUUUUAAUGAUUUAUCUGAUACUGAAUAUUCAUCAUUGCAGCAUCUCUCUUUCUUAUUCAACCCACAUAUAUAUUUAAAAUUUGUAGAGUUUUGCAUUGUCUUGUAGAUUAUCUAAAAUCACAGGAUUGACUGGUGUUUGAGGGAGAAUCAGUUUUGCUUAGAAAACAUAGUGUUGGCAAAUACAACAACAACAUCAUCUUAAAAAUGCAUCGACUGCACAGCAUUGUGUUGACAAUCGCUAAACUGUGCCAUGCUGUGACGCAAUGCACGGUUUUGUAUAUUCUGCUCCUAUUUAGCACGGAUGGUAUUCCAGUUGCAAAGGUGACUGUGCUUUGCCUGUUGCUGCCCCUUAAGCCAUUAGGGAUGGGUCAAAAUAAUUCUACUGCUACCUCUCCCUGUUCUGUAAAGCAGCAAGUCAUUUUAAAUAAAGGAUUAUUAGCCUAACCUUCA